AAAGUAAGGAGAGUAAAGAAAUGAGGACGAGAGCAAGAAAACUUAGCGAUGCCUGUCAACUAGCUAUUACUGAAAACGGAUCGUCCGUGAAAAAUCUUGAUGCGUUUAUUAGGAAUAUUUUGCAAGGCAAUUAAACAGAGUGUCUUUGUAACUCUUGAAGCCACUAAUUGUGUGUAAUCUAAAAUCAUUUAAUAAAAUGAUAAGCCUAAUGCAAGAAUUCAAGUUUUUGUCCAAGAUAAGAAAUGUUAUAUGACAAGGCCACGUUUAUAAAACUACAAGUGCCGGGCAAACAGAAUAAAAGAAGACAACAAUGGCUAGAAUACAAAACUACAAACAAGUAUUUUUAUUCAAGCGGCAACCUUUUCUUCUUCAAUUGAAGGUCUUCGUUUUAGAAAUUCUGUCAAGUUCUUGUUUCACCCUUCUUCUAUGCAGAAACAAAAUCAGUCUCUAGUUUCUUGCAAUGACAAAGAAUCAACCCCAAUUUGCCACGUGGUAGCUAUGCCUUAUCCAGGCAGAGGCCAUGUAAAUCCUAUGAUGAAUCUCUGCAAACUAUUAGCAGCUUCAACAAAAUCUGAUAUUCGCAUCACCUUUACUGUUACUGAAGAGUGGCUUGGCCUCCUUAGCUCUGACCCAAAGCCUGAAACGAUUCGUUUUGCAUCAAUACCUAAUGUUAUCCCAUCUGAGCGUAUUAGGGCUUCGGAUUUUCUUGGAUUUUAUGAAGCUGUUAUGACAAAAAUGGAAGCUCCUUUCGAGCAGCUUCUUGAUCGCCUUCAACCAUCUGUGACUCUUAUAAUUGCUGACAUUGAACUACGGUGGAUGAUCGACUUGGCUAAUCGGAGGAAUAUUCCGGUGGCUGCAGUUUGGACAUCAUCAGCGACGUAUUUCUCGAUUUUGUAUCAUUUUCAUCUUUUCGCUAAAAAUCAGAAUUUGCCGAUUGACGUGUUGGCAAAAAUUGCAGAUCAAAUCCCAGGAAUUUCUUCAUCAAAUGUGUCGAUCCUUCCAACAAUCUUCCAUAGAAAUAAUUUAAGAGUCACGCAGCUUAGUCUGGAAUGCGUUUCAAAGGUACCAAAAGCACAGUAUCUACUCUUCACUUCUGUAUAUGAGCUUGAACCUCAAGAAAUGGAAACUCUAAAAGCAACUUUCCAAUUUCCUGUUUAUUCUAUUGGCCCUGCAAUUCCUUACUUGGAACUCCAACCUAAUUAUAGUACCCUUGACUACCAAAAAUGGCUAGAUUCCAAACCUGAAGCCUCUGUAUUAUACAUUUCAUUGGGAAGUUUCCUUUCUGUUUCAAAAGCCCAAAUGGAUGAAAUGGUUUCCGGGCUUCAAGAUAGUGGAGUUCGAUACUUAUGGGUGGCGCGUGGAGAAGCUUCGCAGUUAAAUGAGAUUUGUAGUGAUAAGGGGUUGGUGUUGCCUUGGUGUGAUCAAUUGAAGGUUUUGUGUCAUUCCUCUGUAAGAGCAUUUUGGACACAUUGCGGUUGGAAUUCUACACUGGAAGCAGUUUUUGCAGGUGUGCCUAUGCUGGCUUUCCCUCUGGAGUGGGAUCAAUAUUCAAACUGCAAGAAAAUUGUGGAAGAAUGGAAAGUUGGUUGGAACGUACAGAGGAAAAUUGGAGAAAAUAAUUUGGUGACUAGAGAAGAAAUUACAGAACUUGUUAAAAAGUUUAUGGAUUUGGAAAACAAUGCCAGCAAAGAAAUGAGGAUGAGAGCAAGAGAAUUACGGGAUGUCUGUCGGCAAGCUAUUACAGCAAGUGGAUCUUCUGCUAAAAAUCUUGAUGUGUUUGUUAGGAAUAUUUUGGAAGGAAACUGCUAUUGAGCUGUUUGUCUAUUUUGAUCUUUGUAUAUUGGUCUAUUUCUUGCACAUUUGUAAUUUGCAUAAGUUUGAGAUUAAUAUUGCUUCUUGUUUGGCCCGAA
Messenger RNA from Jatropha curcas, 1910 nucleotides. RefSeq names its product UDP-glycosyltransferase 87A1. The record is from RefSeq and is a predicted model, not a curated record. Gene Ontology annotation, molecular function: quercetin 7-O-glucosyltransferase activity; quercetin 3-O-glucosyltransferase activity. Lineage: Eukaryota; Viridiplantae; Streptophyta; Magnoliopsida; Malpighiales; Euphorbiaceae.